Gloeophyllum trabeum ATCC 11539 is the source of this 1302-nucleotide messenger RNA. RefSeq names its product WD40 repeat-like protein. The coding region runs from base 23 to 1270 and encodes 415 amino acids. Gene Ontology annotation, molecular function: structural molecule activity; protein binding. Gene Ontology annotation, cellular component: nuclear pore outer ring; Seh1-associated complex. Gene Ontology annotation, biological process: positive regulation of TORC1 signaling; cellular response to amino acid starvation. The transcript is spliced from 7 exons. Lineage: Eukaryota; Fungi; Basidiomycota; Agaricomycetes; Gloeophyllales; Gloeophyllaceae. The record is from RefSeq and is a predicted model, not a curated record.
ACCGCUCAUCUCUCUUUCCACAAUGAUUCAGUCGGGACUGAUAGAAAGCGCACAUAAUGACUUGGUGACAGACGCGUCAUACGACUUCUAUGGACUGCGAUUGGCGACGUGCAGCCUCGACCAAAGGAUCAAGAUAUGGAGACUGGACGAGACCACUGGAACCUGGGAUGCUGAUGAUGACUGGAAGGCACACGAUGCUGCGGUGUCGAAGGUCCACUGGGCUCAUCCAGAAUUCGGCUCGAUAGUAGCCUCUUCUUCCUUCGACCGCACCGUCAAAGUAUGGGAGGAGACAUCUGUUGAGGCCGACCCGCAGCCUAAUGGAAGUGGGCCUUCGUCGGCGACUUCACGUUGGGUUGAGCGGGCGACGCUGGUAGACGCAAAAGGAACAGUACGAGCUGUUGAGUUUGCGCCGCGCCAUUUCGGUCUAAAGCUCGCCUCCAUAGCAUCUGACAAUUACCUCCGAAUCUACGAAUGCCUCGAACAACCCUCGCUCACGACCUGGCAGCUCUCCGAAGAAAUCGAUGUUCAUGCUAUCCCCUCAUCAACGCCCCCUCCCACGUCCUUGUCACACACAUUGGCCCAGUCUACCCCCACACAAACGCACUCGUCCCUCGAGGGUCCCAACGCGAGCCUCGUAGCCACUGCUCUGCAGCAAUCUCAGCCCCCCUCGCGCCCGGGCAUGGGCAACCGCGAAGCCGACGGCGGUUGGUGUAUAUCCUGGUGUAAAGACAAGUACUGGGGCGAGCUGAUCGCUGCGGGUGCGGGUGUGAGUGGCGUGGUGAAGAUUAUUCAAAUAUCGCCGACACGGCGUCCGGUAGCUCUCCUUGCACUGGACCCAUACGCAUCAGAACGGUCGGGCGCGUCGUCGGAGGCGGAAGGUCCAACGGCCUACGCCGUGACCUCUGUUUCGUGGGCGCCCUCGUGCGGUCGCUCGUAUCACUUGAUCGCGACCGGCAGUCGUGACGGUCGGGUGCGAAUAUGGAAGGUGAAGCCCCCUGCGCAGACGAUAGAUAUCAGCAUGGGUACGGAUGAUGAUGAGGAGAGGUGGAGUGCUCAUAUCGUUGCAGAUUUUGACGACCAUAAGCUCGCCGUCGGGAGGGUGGAGUGGAAUAUUACCGGAACCGUCCUGUCGUCAGCUGGAAAUGACGGACGCGUUCGACUAUGGAAAGCUACUGUGGGCAACGUAUGGAGGGCCGCUGGACAUCUCAGCGUGGAGCAAGCUGAAGAGUCUCGUGCAGAUGUUGAGAUGGACAACGCCGUAGCAGACUAGCGUCACAUAGCCUGUACCCACUUCCAGUCGAC